AUGGACUUCGCAAAUCUCAUUUUCCCUGCUAUGAUUCUAUUUGCUCUAACGGGCCCGCUGACGACCGUGUUUGCCUCCAAAGUCUUCCCGCCGCCGCCGCCGCCGCGCAGAGCCCCAUCACCAGGUCGUACCGCGCCUUGCACGGCAGCGUCUCGCCGUAUCUCAGCCCUACAUGAAGGCGCCCCAACGCCCAACCGUCAAACAAUGUGGCCGGCUGGCGUCCACGGCGCGCGGAUCUCAAAGCACGACGUGUUGGGCUGCAAGCAGGCCGAGCGCGUCGCCUUUUCCGCCGCCGCUCGGCCAUCCUACUCCCGCACUCCACAGUAG
Pyricularia pennisetigena is the source of this 327-nucleotide messenger RNA. RefSeq lists its product as uncharacterized. NCBI's taxonomy places the organism in Eukaryota, Fungi, Ascomycota, Sordariomycetes, Magnaporthales, Pyriculariaceae. The record is from RefSeq and is a predicted model, not a curated record. Bases 1 to 327 code for a protein of 108 amino acids. The transcript has 2 exons.